Molecule: messenger RNA, 3120 nt
Organism: Paramisgurnus dabryanus
Lineage: Eukaryota; Metazoa; Chordata; Actinopteri; Cypriniformes; Cobitidae
Product: cyclin-dependent kinase 16
Biological process (GO): protein phosphorylation
Cellular component (GO): nucleus; cytoplasm
Molecular function (GO): ATP binding; cyclin-dependent protein serine/threonine kinase activity
Source: RefSeq, a predicted model, not a curated record
CUGGAUCACCGUCAGCAGCACGGGUCACGUGACGGCAAGGAGUCCCGCCGGUGCCGGACAGGAGAAGAUCCGAUCAUAUGUUCACGACUGAAUCAGACCUUCACAUGUUAUUUAUCUCGACGACACAUCAGUGUGAUGAUCGCAGACAGCGUCAGUGAAUGCGGCGGUAUUAACGGAGAACACACGCGUCAGUCGCGUCGCGUCUCACUGCAGAAUCCUUGGCCAUAGGGCAGCCAGCUUUGAUGGACCGCAUGAAGAUCAUUAAAAAGCGUCUGUCUAUGAGCUUGCAAAGCGUUCGGCAUGUGGACAACAGUCUGUCAGAGCUUCCUGAACUUUCUGGACUGGAUGAGGACAAUGGUGCAGUCCACAGAAAGAUGGGAUCAGAUGGUGAAAGUGAUCAGGCUUCAGGAACCUCAUCUGAUGAAAUUCAAAGUCCUGUAAGAGUCCGGAUGCGAAACCUUUCUCAACGCAUCUCUAAUGAGGACAUCAAUAAACGCCUGUCACUACCAGCAGAUAUCCGUUUGCCAGAGGGUUACCUGUUGAAGUUUGCUACAAACAGUCCUCCGUUUGACAAACCUCUUAGUCGAAGACUUCGCCGAACUUCACUUUCUGAAAUUGGCUUCGGCAAAUUGGAAACAUACAUCAAACUGGACAAACUGGGAGAGGGUACAUAUGCAACAGUGUUUAAGGGUCGUAGUAAACUAACGGAUAAUCUAGUUGCUCUGAAAGAAAUCAGGCUGGAGUAUGAAGAGGGAGCACCCUGCACCGCCAUACGAGAAGUGUCUCUCCUGAAGGAAUUGAAACACGCCAACAUCGUCACCCUGCACGACAUCAUUCACACAGACAAGUGCCUUACAUUAGUCUUUGAGUACCUGGAGCGAGAUCUGAAGCAAUACCUGGAUGACUGCGGCAGUAUCAUGAAUGUGUUUAAUGUAAAGAUUUUCCUGUUUCAGUUGUUGCGAGGUCUCGCUUAUUGUCAUGGGAGAAAAGUUUUGCACAGAGAUCUGAAACCUCAAAACCUUCUCAUCAAUGACAGAGGAGAGCUGAAACUUGCUGACUUCGGUCUUGCACGUGCAAAGUCAGUGCCCACAAAGACCUUCUCCAAUGAAGUGGUGACCCUCUGGUACAGACCUCCAGAUGUGCUGCUGGGCUCCACAGAAUACACCACCUCCAUUGACAUCUGGGGUGUAGGUUGUAUAUUCUAUGAAAUGAUCACAGGACGGCCUCUCUUCCCUGGGUCAACAAUCGAGGAUGAACUUCAUCUUAUAUUUCGUAUCUUGGGUUCUCCUACUGAGAAAUCUUGGCCAGAAGUCAAUGACAGCUUCUAUUCAUACAACUUUCCUCAUUAUGAGGGUGAAUCUCUCAUCACUCAUGCACCCAGGAUCGGCAGUGACGGCCAUGACCUCCUGUGCCAGUUGUUACAGUUUUCAGCGAGGCAGCGAGUUUCUGCAGACGUGGCUCUUCGGCACAUUUAUUUUAGAGAUCUUGGAGACAAAGUUCAUGAAUUGGCUGACACUGCUUCAAUCUUCUCUAUCAAAGAGAUUCGUCUACAGAGGGAUCCAGGAAAACGCAUCAUCCCUCACAGAGAGUCAGCUCUUUCUUAUCGGAUGGGUUCGGCCCCACCGGAACAUUUUCCUAAUGAAGGAAUGAAUCGUUUUCCCCUCUCCUCAUAAACUUGCUCAUGUGAUCACCUGCAAGGUGCCAGUAGUUGAUGGUCAAGAUGUCAAAAAGGGAAGAAACCACAGCGCUUAUCAUAUUUUAACAGAAGUUGGAUGAAGCCUGUCGGACCUGAGCAAAGCAGAAAUGUUUUCACUUCAGCACUGUUUCACCUCUAGAUCGUGUUCGUUGAUCUUAACAUACAGUAAAUAAGAAAAAAAAAAGAGAGAGCAGCAGUCGUUCUCUCCCUGUGUGGGUUUUCGCAAAAUAAGCCGUUUAACAUCAUUAACAUUUUCUGGGUUUUAUUAAUUAUGUUAGAUGCGUCUUUAUUCAGUCUCUCUGCUCAGGAGAAAUGUCAUCAUCAGAGUGUUUUGGGUAUACUUUACUCUAUGUGAUGAUGAUGAUGUCACACCGAAUGCAAGCCCAUCGCUGCUAUAAGGAAAAAUACAGCAAUGUGACCUUUACGCAACAUGCAUAUUCCUCUUCUGUAGAUAUUAUUUGAAAUGUGAUAUUCAUUUACUGUAUGCAUGUACAUGUUUUGUUUUUAUUCACUAUUAGAGAUUGACUGUCAUGCACAGGGAUUUGUAACCAUUACUGUAUGAUGGAGUCGAGGCUGAAGUGUUUUAGUGUAUAAUGCUUAGCUCUGGUAACCUGAAGGUUUGAUGGUUUGACGCUUACUGGUCAUGAGAAUUUGAUCUUGUGUGCUACAUGACUACCUACACAGAGUAUCCACAUACAGAUACGUAACACAUAUACAGUAUGCAUACUUAGCAUGUGACUCAGGACAAACACUGUUACACUGAUAAAGAGCUUUAGUCGUAGAGACCCUAAAGAGGUCUGAAAACAGGCGUGGAUAUUUUACUUAUUUACAACUAAAAUUUACAAAUCUAAGAAAUGUGCAUGUUUUGCAUAAAAAUUGAACCAUUUCAAGUAAGCAAGUAAAAUAUCCCGAUGUUUGAACUGUAAAAAAAUUGCUUAAUUGUUAUGAACUUAUUCAAAAAUGUCUGGUACAAAAGUACACUUUAUGCAAAGAGUUAUUUGUAAGAUUCACUGAAGAAAGGAUCAAAAGAGACUUAGUUUGACAUUAUUGUUUUGUAUUUUCUUCAUUGUGUUAUACACAUGUGUCAUGUCUGAAGAUUGAUGACUGAUGUGGACAAUGACAGUGCAUAUAAAGCUGUAAUAUUCAUUAAUGCUGAAUGUUAUCUGCUUACAUAGCCACUCAUUCACAGAAGAUCUAGUGUUGUUCAUCUUGAUUUGUGAUUUAGGACUUUUGUUUUGAGGUUAAAUAAUCCUAAAGGCAAUAAUAGAUUAGCUUUAAAGUCUAAUCCCAUUUUUUUCUGCUUCUUGCAGGACAAUAAAAGUCCACACAGAGCACAUAUCCAAAAACUCUAAAUACUUUUUGUCUUAAUUACAGUAUGAACAAAACAUUAGUUUUUUUAUGAGUUAUUGCUAUAUUUGUUUGAA